Molecule: messenger RNA, 3883 nt
Organism: Mesocricetus auratus (golden hamster)
Lineage: Eukaryota; Metazoa; Chordata; Mammalia; Rodentia; Cricetidae
Gene: Zmat4
Product: zinc finger matrin-type 4
Exons: 7
Coding region: 164-853 (229 amino acids)
Molecular function (GO): nucleic acid binding; zinc ion binding
Source: RefSeq, a predicted model, not a curated record
GCUAAGUGCAUCGCUAGCACAGUUGGUCCGAGCUGCUGAAAGGUCUGGUCGCAGAGGCAGGAACGCAGCAUCCUCAGCGUGCUCCAUCCCGGCUGCGUCCUCCUGCGCUCGGCGGGGCAGCGAGCCUCCGAACGAGAGCCCCUCUGCUUCUCGGAGAAGCCUGAUGAAGUCCUCCGAUAUCGAUCAGGAUUUGUUUACAGACAGUUACUGCAAGGUGUGCAGCGCACAGCUGAUAUCCGAAUCCCAGCGGGUGGCCCAUUAUGAGAGUCGAAAACAUGCAAGCAAAGUCCGACUGUAUUACAUGCUUCACCCCAGGGAUGGUGGGUGCCCUGCCAAGAGGCUCCGGGCAGAAAAUGGAAGUGACACUGACACGGUGGAUAAGAAUAAGUGCUGUACACUCUGUAACAUGUCCUUUACCUCAGCCGUGGUGGCCGACUCCCAUUACCAAGGCAAAAUCCACGCCAAAAGGUUAAAACUGUUGCUAGGAGAGAAACCUCCAUUGAAAACCACAGCAACACCCCUGAGUUCACUUAAGGCCCCUCGAGUGGACACGGCUCCUGUGGUCACACCUCCCUAUCAAAGGAGAGACUCCGACAGAUACUGUGGCCUCUGCGCAGCCUGGUUUAAUAACCCUCUGAUGGCCCAGCAGCAUUAUGAUGGCAAGAAACAUAAAAAGAACGCAGCACGGGUUGCCUUGCUAGAGCAGCUGGGAACAUCGCUGGAUCUGGGGGAGCUGAGAGGUCUGAGACGCACUUACAGAUGUACCAUCUGCAGUGUGUCACUCAACUCAAUAGAACAGUACCAUGCACACCUGCAAGGAUCGAAACAUCAGACCAACCUGAAGAAUAAGUAAUGAAAACAUCAAUCAAGAGCUAAGAAGAGAUGCCUGAAUUUCUCUAUGGCAGAGAACUGCUCACCGACUAAAAGAGGAUCCUUUCUUGAGCAAUGAACACUUCUUACAAGGAUUCACAGAUAAACACAUGACCAAUCUUGAUUUCUGGAAGUAGAUAAGAUUUCUUUUUCCUCAUUUAAUUUAGUGGCAAAUUAUACUUGGAUGAGUCUUAAAGAAUCCUUUCCUGGUAACAUGUUUAGCACAAGUUCUAAACUGCAAUCACACAGCAGCUAGUCAGAGCAUUAUUCAAACUUACACAAAGUGGAAAAUUUAAUUUCCUAUUUAUUCUAGAUUUCCUUAGAGUUAACUUGAUUCUGUGAGGCCCUUCAUGACUAUCAUGUAAGCCUCCCAGAUCCAUUAACAAGUACACUUUUGUCAUCAUGUGGAACAUAGUUGGUGACAACAUCCGCGGUAAUAGAACAGAUUGUGGUUUGUAGAAGUUCUAUAAUGGAAAGAGACACGGAUGAGCAAGCCAUGUCUCUAAUGCCACGGGUAUUAGAAUAAGUGGGAACAGAGAGGAAGGAUCUUUACUCUGGAUCACCUUGAUUGAAAACUUCCUAAGAUUAGAUCAAGUUUUCUCCUUGCAAGCUGCCAGAUCAUAGCUUAGGAAAAGAAUUAGUUUGAUUGCAUGAUGAUCCUAUUAAGUCAAAAUGUUGUCACAGCGGUCGACCUUGGUGUAAUGCUUUACUAAAGGCAUCUAAUGGAGGAUUUUAAAACACAGAGUGAGAUGGAAGUGGUUCUUAGGAAGUUGACCUGAAUGGUGGGCUUUAAUUUGGGACACUGAUGAUUUGGGGGAGAAAGUGACUAAAUCCUGAAGAAGCUUCAUUCUUCUGUUUCUCUUCCAUCCUGUUGCUGAGCUGGGAUUCGGUGACUUAGAAAAGGAUGUCUAUGGGUAGAGGAUCGACCAGAGAACUGAUGCUCUGAGGGAAACUGCUAAAUUCCUUCUCCAGGGUUAAUUGCUCCACACUGUGAUGGGAAGUGGUGUCUUGUACACACUACAAGGUAGAAGCAGAACUUCCAUUCCUGGGCUGUCAGCUGGCUGGAGCAGCCCUUUACACUCUGUGACCACCAAUCUAAUGAAGUCAGACUUUUCCAGACAUCAUUGCUUUCCAUGGAGAUCUGAAGUGGUUACAGCCAGUGAGCAAUAAAUGAAACGACACGGAAAUGCACAGUGUUGUUCUUAAGGUGCCUGUUUUGUUGUGUGAGGAAGUCACAGUCGGAAGGGACCAGACUGUGGCUGCAAAGAGGAAGGUCACACACCAUGUACAGUCAUGCUGCAGGUGGGGAGGAAGAAGGGUGUGGUGACAACAAUUUUUAUUUUGCUAUUUUGGAAAGAAGCACACAACAGAGCUAUAAUCCUCCAGUGAUGGCUUGUCUUCGAAUGUGUGGAAUAAAGUUUUAUUUGUCAAUUCUGCUGUAAAAUAAGCAUAGUCUGAGUUUUUUAUUUUUAAAACUUUUUUCUGUUUAUGUUUAGUGCCUGAGCUCUUUCCCUAAAGUGUUGUGUUCAUUUUUUUAAUGACCUAAGAUAGAAAAACCUAGGAACAUAGAUUCUCUUUGUGUUACAGUGAAGCUUUGCCAAGCCCUUUAUAGAUAAAACUCCAGCUACAAUAAUCUGAUUAUUUCAGAGUGCCUCACUGAAAUACCAUUGCCCUUUGUCAAGCUGACACAAACACCCCACCAGAACUUUUAGGGUUUGACUGUUCUCACAUUUGUUCAUGCCCAUGUAGAUAAAGGAAAUUUCAUUCCAGCACACCAUAAAGACCAACUUGACCAGACUACUUAAUGCAGGAAGGCUCAGAAAUACCAGUGUCCUGGAGACUGUAGAAUACAAACACCACUACUUGGGAAACUGUGCUGUUCACUGUUCCUUUGGUAUGGCUGUAUGUUAAAUUAAGUCUUAACAUUACUUUCCAAGUUUGUUAUGGAUAGAUGGGAGUUGUAUCUAGGGAAAAUAUUUUCAAAUGGCCAAUUAAUUCUGCUGUAAAGAAAAGAGAUGGAUGCUGCCAUCACUCAGAACACUCUGGAACAACCACGACGAGAACACAUACCUACUGACCCUGUAUUAAACCAAGACAUUUAUAUUCAAUAAGACAGUCAUGGAUGGUCAAUAUGGUCAAACGUCUCUUUCAUCCCAUGACAUAUCUUGGGAUUUUGAUUCCAAUAUGAAUUGUCCAUGUAAUCUACCACUGAACUCCAUGCUCAGCCCUGAUUCCUCAGAGGACCAAAUUACUCCUUAGUCCUGGCAAUACAAUUCAAAUUUCCUUUACAAAAUGUUCUUCUCUUUUAGUGCAGAAAUAAACCUGAGGGCUAGCACAUGUGCCAGUGACCACAAAUGCCAUAGCAGUGAGUCCCAAAUUAAUGAGCUCUCCUUACAUACAGUCUCCACAGCCCAGUGAACUCAUAAAUAUGCUCAUAAAGCAAUCCACUAAGCAGCAAAUGCUGCAGCGAUUCCUACUGCUGAUAAAGUAGCCAUAAAACUCACCCACUCCUGCUGGACUGGAAGACCCAUAGGAUUUGAACUUUCUUGGCCUCUUAGAUGACAUAGGAACAUAAAUUGGAGCUGCAAAACUCUUCACAUUGUCUGUUAGAGCAAGUUUAUUAGGUCAGCCAUAUCAAAAGGCAAGAACAACCAGACACAUGUGCAACACUGACACUCCUACAGAACUCCCCACCUUCCUGGCAAAGCUGAGUAGGACAUUUUUGACAAGGAUGUGGGAAUACAAAACACUAAACCCCAAUAAAAGACUGACCAGGUCAUAGCUACACUCCCCCACUAAAUAUCUGUCGUUCACUUUGAUCAGCUUGUCCAAUGAAUUAUUUUUUUGUAUGAAUAAAACUAAAGCGGGUCUGUCUGUUCAACAAAUUAUUGUAGGGAUGGAGCCCCCUCCCCUUUUCUGGUUUUGAAUCUGUUCAUAUUCAAGGCAUGUUAAACUACCUCAUAGGUUUGUUGUGUGGAUUAGCUGAUUAAUAAAUAACAACUGCUUAAAAUAA